This is a messenger RNA of Aspergillus mulundensis, 831 nucleotides long. RefSeq lists its product as uncharacterized. The transcript has 2 exons. Bases 1 to 831 code for a protein of 276 amino acids. The record is from RefSeq and is a predicted model, not a curated record. Gene Ontology annotation, cellular component: intracellular anatomical structure. Lineage: Eukaryota; Fungi; Ascomycota; Eurotiomycetes; Eurotiales; Aspergillaceae. Gene Ontology annotation, molecular function: oxidoreductase activity, acting on NAD(P)H, oxygen as acceptor.
AUGGCCACCAACGGAUCCUCCGAGCCCACCCCCGUCGUGAGCACCCUGCCCGGCCCCGACCACAACUGGCAGGUCACUCUGGCCGGAAAGGUCAUCGCGAUCACCGGCGCAAACCAAGGCAUCGGCCUCGGCCUCGCCGAAGUCAUCCUCGCCAACUCCGCCUUACACGUCUACAGCCUCGACAUCUCCAGUCCCGCCGAACCCUUCGCGGAACUCGCAACCAAAAACCCGCAGCGGUUCUCCUUCAUCCAAACAGACGUAACCUCCGAAGAAUCCGUCACAGCGGCCCUGGAGAAGAUCGUCUCGCAACAAGGCCGGCUCGACGGCCUGAUCGCCAACGCCGGCGCCACAAAGCACCAGCCCGCGCUGGACUUCAGCAUGGACCAGGUCAAGCGCCUGUUUGAGCUGAACGUCUUCGGCGCCUGGAACUGCGCCACCGCCGCCGCGAAAACGUUCAUCAGGCUCGGCAUUAAGGGCUCCAUUGUCUUCACGGCCUCCAUGACAUCGUACCGUCCUAACCGCGCCGCGCCUAGUGCGCCGUACGGCGGGACAAAAGCUGCUGUGCGGAAUAUGACGCAUACGCUGGCGAUGGAGUGGGCGAAGCACGGGAUCCGCGUGAAUAGUAUUUCGCCGGGGUUUGUGAAGACGGCGCUCACGUACUAUGUUGAGACCAGUCCGGACUGGGACACCAAGAUGAAGUACUAUGGGGGUAUGCCGCGGCUGGCGAUUCCGCAGGAGCUUGGGGGUGCGUAUGUUUAUUUGCUGUCUGAUACGGCGACGUAUACGACGGGCAUUGAUAUUCCGAUUGCGGGCAUCGUGGGGGCGUGGUAG